CCUUUGCGUCUCCGUGUUGUUGAUCCGAUGCGGGUGCGAAGCUAUUGGUAUGCAGGUGGAGGCUUCAGACGUUGCCAGGAAACUCGCUGCAGCAUCCUGCGCCUCUCGUGCGUUAUUCUCCCCCCCCCGUGAUUGUUCGCUGCGGGCCUGCGCCGAUCAAAGGCGGGGUGACGUGCUCAGUAGUCACGGUGUCGCUUGUGUCGAGAGGAGAAAAAAAAAAGAGACACCAUCAUCAUCAUCAGCUCUGCAUCUCCUUCCAUUCAGGCCAGAUGCAGGAAACUGGCUCGAUCCCACUUGUUGGGCAAACCCUCCCCAAUGGCUGUUGGACACGUCUUAGUCCACGAUGCUGCUGUAAAAGGGAACACGGAGAGCCUGCAUCUGCGUCCGAGCGCCUCAUGGAAACAGCAUUUUUACUGAUUACCAUUGCAAACGCAUGGCGCACACGCACACACACACAUGUUGUCAAGAGGAAUGUCAGUUAGCAGCUGGCAAUCAGCGGGUUGAAGUGAGAAGCAGCAUCACACAAUUAAGUGCUCCACAGAGGCUAAAUCAUGAGCAGGUGUUGCAUUUUUUUUUAAAGGGCAAAUAUCUAAAUGGAUAAUGUCUGGGGGGGGGAACGUAUAAUCCAAUACAAUCCACACUUCUAACCGAUCAAAGGGAUUUAAGAUGCGCUGGAGUUGUGCAAUGAGAGCUGCACGUUACGUUGAUCAGUGUUGAGCACGGAAGACGUCUGCAGCGCUCUCUGGUUUGUUCUGCAGCUUCAAGCUUCUGCGAUCGAAUGUUGAAUGUUUGACUUGUAAGCAUUUGACCACCAUCAGGAGCCUCCUCUUCCUCAGCUGCUUUGGACAGUCAGGUUUCCUGCUGCACCUGCCCUAAAAACAAGCACCUCCAGCCGAGUGAGCUGACCCACUGGGGGAAGGCUGCAUGGAAAUAGAACCAGGAUGUGUCUUAAAUAGAGUCUUUAAGUCAGUUACAGACACCUGAACUUACCUGUUGAACAAAGCGGGCCCCUCAGUGACUAAUGUAAGAUUGACUUCACGGAACUGAAAAAAGGCAGCACAGCGACCUCGUGUAUCCAACAUCGCUGUUCAGAUCCCAAGAAUUCAAAAUGAUUUGGUAAAAAAAGUAAUGGAUAAAUGUCUUAAAAUAGUUUGCUAAAAUGAACUAAACGUGAUGGAUCAACACUUCAAAUAGGUGGCGAAAGGUUUGAACUAAUACGUUGGAAGUCAAAUAAUUGGCAACCUGACUGACCUUCUAACAAUUCGUUGCCAUAGCAACAGCGCUCUUGUUGCAGGCUAAGCCGGGGGGAGAGGGGACUAACCUUUGACCCAGACCUACUGCCCGCCGUCAUGUGGUAUUGGAGGUGGAGUAAUAGCGGUAGCAAUAUCACUUUUAAUAGGGAUCAGCAGCUGGACGGUGGCGCUGGUCACACGCCACAAGUUUGCCCGGUCACAUUGGAGACCGUCCCCAUUACACUCAACCACCUCAACCCCAACCAUUGUAACCGGCUUACUCUGGCUUUAGCAUCUGUGCAGUAAAUGUAGGGCAAUGCUGUUGGCCUGUCUGCUAAACCAUAAAGCCAAGCUGUGUGACUGCGUUCUGUGGGUUUGCCGCACUGUAACGCUGUCUGCACGCCGCGAUGAGGCUACGAUCGAGCAGUAGAGCAGAGAGGGACAGACAGGAAAAGGUGAAAUUCGAGGAGAGUGAAAUGAUUCCAAAGUCAGGAAAAUCUCCAGCAGACUCGAGGAAAAGUGUCGGCAUCCAUGAGUUCGCAGCACUUGCCAGAUCCUCCUUAAAUGGUAUCUCUCAGGCCGUGAGGGACCAUGUGACCAAGCCCACCUCCCUGGCUCAGGGCCGGGUCGCCCACCUCAUUGAGUGGAAAGGUUGGCCCAAACCAGCCAACCCUCCGCCGGCCGCCGCCUUCAGCUCCUACUGCCACCUGACUGAGGGAGAGAAGGAGGCGCGCUUUGCUGCAGGAGUGGCCGAACAGUUUGCCAUCGCUGAGGCCAAACUGCGUGCCUGGGCGUCCAUAGAUGACGAGGACGAGGAGGACUCCAACGAUGAGGACUCCCCCACUGACGGACCGACUCAGACUGCAUGCAGCCGGAGCUCAGACGCCGUCCCGUCCAAUCCUGUCAAUGGAGCACGGUGCCAGCCCGAUGUCGAAGGCCCGGAGGCGUCCCACCGCCCCUUGUGCUACAGCAGCAGCAGCAGCGGCAUCAGCAGCAGCAGCAGCGGCACCAGCAGCAGUAGCAGCGGCAUCAGCAGCGGCAGCAGCAGCAGCGGCAUCAGCAGCAGCAGCAGCGGCACCAGCUGCAUCAGCAGCGGCAUCAGCAGCGGCAGCAGCAGCAGCGGCAUCAGCAGCAGUGGCAGCGGCAGCAGCUGCAGCAGCAGCAGCGGCAUUGGCGGCAGCAGCAGCGGCAUCAGCAGCAGUGGCAGCGGCAGCAGCAGUGGCAGCGGCGGCGGCGCUCUGCCCAGUGGUAGGCCGGCGUCUCACAGUGACCCACAUUCAUCGCGGACCAAUUCUCCAACAUUACCCAGCGACUGCAUGAGUCCCUUCUUAAAAGAGGAGGAGGAAGAGAAGCUGGACUGUCGCAGGGAGAAGCCGGCUCAUCUGCGGGAGCGCCACGGUGACGUGUGCAUCCACCACAAGCCGGAGUGGAGGCCUCGGCCCAGGAGCGGCAGGUUCGACUCCUGCUACUCCACCUCUCGCUCCGAGUCCCCCGGAGAGGAGGACGAGGAAGAUGAGGACGAGGAGGGCAGCGUGUUUCACGAGUUUCGAGCGUGGCAUUCCAGCCGGAGGAGCUUCUUCUCCGACCGGGCUUCCUCUGGAGUGGCGUCCUUUGAUGAAGAGGAGAGGGAUGAGGUAGAGGAGAAGAAGGAUCAUUCGGUGUGAUGUGUUGUCCCAUCUUUAUGUCUCUUGGAGUCUGUGUUGAUUUUGGAUGAGACAUAAUCGGCGCAAACCUCUCUCCUCCUCUUCCUCUCCGCUUGUUCCGUCUCUCAUCCGCCACGUUUAUCACUGCUGUAAUCAGUAUAAAAGAGUAUAUUGGAGAGUUCAGCCAGAAUGUAAAGCUGUUGUUCAAACUGAGUUUUGUACAUUUUUGUGAAGAGUCACGUGGUGCAUUGGUUUUCUAUGGAUAUUUUGCUAUUUCUUUUGUUUUUUUCUGGGUCUUUGUGUCAUGUGGGUUGGGCAACGUUUGAUACUGAAUAUGUGAAUGUCCUGCUUGUCUAUAAAUAUCAUUUGUUUUUGAAAGAAGAUAUUGUCCCUAUUUCCACACAAAAUAAAGACGAUGAAACACAACGUA
Messenger RNA from Gasterosteus aculeatus aculeatus (three-spined stickleback), 3305 nucleotides. It is a transcript of the gene fam131aa, whose product is annotated as family with sequence similarity 131 member Aa. NCBI's taxonomy places the organism in Eukaryota, Metazoa, Chordata, Actinopteri, Perciformes, Gasterosteidae. The record is from RefSeq and is a predicted model, not a curated record.